GCAAUUCUUGAAAAAAAAAGUAAAAGACAUGAAUCAGCUUUCCAUAACUGCAGUUGAACUCUUGGUGUCUGAGUGUUAUCGUUGAAAGCAUGGACAUAGGCUUUGAAGAGAUAUGCAAGGCGGUCCUUAUGUUUGCAGUACCUGGUGGAGUUGUGAUUCUGACUCCUGCCAUUCUGGCUACACUGGGGUUCACUUCAGCUGGAAUAGUAGCAGGCUCUAUCGCUGCCAAACUGAUGUCAUAUUUAGCAAUUGCUAGUGGAGGUGGAGUUGCAGCAGGAGGUCUCGUAGCAAUCUUGCAGUCCUGGGGUGCAGCAGGUCUGUCAUGGGCUGCCACUUUAGUGUUUGGCAGUGCUGGAGCAGCAGUGGCUUGGGUGCUCUCAACUGUGUGUAACGUGACUGUGAUAUAUGAAGAUUCACAUAGUGAAUAAACACAAACUGACCU
Oreochromis niloticus (Nile tilapia) is the source of this 442-nucleotide messenger RNA. Its product is annotated as interferon alpha-inducible protein 27-like protein 2A. The record is from RefSeq and is a predicted model, not a curated record. Gene Ontology annotation, cellular component: membrane. The transcript has 4 exons. Bases 90 to 428 code for a protein of 112 amino acids. Lineage: Eukaryota; Metazoa; Chordata; Actinopteri; Cichliformes; Cichlidae.